Moneuplotes crassus is the source of this 1459-nucleotide messenger RNA. The record is from the annotation of a GenBank genome assembly. NCBI's taxonomy places the organism in Eukaryota, Ciliophora, Spirotrichea, Euplotida, Euplotidae.
GCUAAAUGAAAAUAAAUACGUCUCUGGUAGUACUACUACUAAUAGGCUUGACCUCUACGGUCUUCGCCAUCAGAGUUGGUGUCAUUAAUGACCUUCACUUAGACCCGUUCUACGAUCCAUCUGUUGAAUCUGAUAGGGAUUGUAGGGGUCUCAACCCGUUCAAGCUGAAGGGACUGGACUCUACCAACGACCUAGCCCCAUUUGGAAGGUACGGAUGUGAUGUAUCACCAACUUUGAUUAAUAUCUUAUUUGCUAAGCUUAAAGAACUCUCAGGACAUAUUGAUGUCCUACUCGUCAGUGGAGACUUCACCGGUCACGAUAUUGCUGCUAAAAGAGGAAAGGCUGAUGAGAAUUAUAUCAUGUUAAAAUCAGUGAUUUCUUCAUGCUUUGCCCAAUACAUUGAUCCAUCAUUCUCGAAGACUAUAAUCAUUCCAACUAUUGGAAACAACGAUGCUAAGUUCCAUUACGAGUUCCCCCAGACUGGAGAAGAAGCUGAUGAAUACUACGGAUUCCUCUAUGAUCUCUGGUGGAACGAGAUCGGAGCCAACCCAGAGUACUCUAAGAAAGAUGAAGUUAAGGAAACUUUUAUGAAAGGAGGAUUUUAUAGAUACGACCACUCUGACAAAAUUUCCUUCCUCGCUCUUAACUCAUUGUAUUGGUCGGAAAAGAAUGAGAAAUUUAGUUCAGGUAUCAGUCACUCUCAGCUUGAUUGGCUUGAAGAACAACUUAGAGAUGCUGAAGAUUCUAGACAAUUUAUCAUCAACAUGCACAUAUUCCCAGGCAUGUACAACCCUGGAGCCAGACAAAGAUUCUGGCUAGAUGAAUUCACUAAUAGGUUUGAUGAUAUUAUGCUUCAAUAUGGACACAAAGUUAUUCUUUUUAACGGAGCCCAUGUACAUAUCGCGGAUGUAAGAGCAAGCUGGGUUGAAGACUAUGGAUCCGUCCAAGACCUCCUAAAGGACGAAAGAAGCACAAAGAGAGCCUACUUUGCUAACUUCGUCUCUCCUGCUAUUUCCCCUGUUUACCUUAAUAACCCUGGAUUUUCUAUGUUUGACAUUGACGAAGAUAAGAUGAAAGUCCAUAAUAUCACUGCCCAUUUCCUCGAACUUGACAGAACAUUCCAGUCAAAGGGUCAUGAAGUAGUCUUCCAUUCAAUAGAUUUUGCUGAAGAGUUUGGAAUUGAUGAAUGGUCUCCGCAAACAAUCCUUGAUUUCAUGGAUCGUGCUCAAAAUGACGAUGAGCUUUUCAAAAGAUUCCUAAUUUUGAAACUCGGCUUCAGACUAGAUCAGGAGGAAGAGGCCUUGACUGUAUAUGAAAACCUUAACAUGAUUGAUUUUUCCAACAACAACAGAAUCUAUUGGUGUUUCUUCCAAUACAUGAGGGCUGAAGAUUAUGAUGCCUGUGUUAAAGGCUAACUCACCAAGCCAGAUAUUACUAAUUUGGUAUAAAAUUGUUCAAC